This is a messenger RNA of Chelonia mydas (Green sea turtle), 781 nucleotides long. RefSeq names its product maestro heat-like repeat family member 5. The transcript has 5 exons. Lineage: Eukaryota; Metazoa; Chordata; Testudines; Cheloniidae. The record is from RefSeq and is a predicted model, not a curated record. Gene Ontology annotation, cellular component: cytoplasm. The coding region runs from base 11 to 781 and encodes 256 amino acids.
GAAAAGCAAAAUGUUAAGAAUGUUUCUUUCUGCUGCAGGGACGAAGAAGGAGCUGUCGGAGACGAAGGAGAAGUGGGAAAAAGGGAGCCCAGAAGAGCAGGAAGAAGAGCGCGCUCCCGUCUCCUCAUUAACGAGCAUCUCCCCUAUGACGAUGACCCUCGGGGAGCACCCUUCCUCAGCCCCGCUCCACGCCCUGCUGAUGACAGCCGUGCAGGGUCUGACAACACCCACCCUGCAGAGAUUUAGAGCCGCAGAGGAAGAGCUGAGGGCCAUCGUAUCUCUCCACGGAGACAAGAUGGAGAGAGUUGGAGACGUCGUGGGAGGGAUCUUAAUCUGGCUCGACAACGUCUGCGAUCCCAGAGCCAGAAAAGCAGCGCUGAGGGCCACGGCCUUGCUGGCUCGCUCCCACCCCCAGGACGUGGUUCUAACCUGUGUGGCUCACACGCUGUCAUCGCACGGAUGUGCCCUUGAGCUGUGGAAGGCCUUGGGUGAAGAACCCCAGCUCACCAGGGAGGUGCUGCGGCAGCUGCUGGACAAACUCCAGCAGAGACGCCGGGAGGAGAAGAGCGGCCAUGUGUCUCUGGCUGCCAUGAAGACCAUUUACGAGGCCCUUUUCCUUUGGGGAUACCGAGAAGCCAUCCUGGAAAUGUAUCCCCAGCUGCUCAUCCUCUGCGUCAGGCAAGUGCAGUAUGUGAUGGAUCUGCACUUGCCAGAGCCCUACAUGGCCAGCGAGAUAUCCAGCCCCGAGGAGGGAUCCAGCUGCCUCAGCCCCCUAAGGUAA